CAAAAUACAAAUCAAUAUGGCCGACUUUUACCGGUUGGUUUGUCUAUUUUGAUAAUUUGAAGAAAAUUUCACGAAAAUUAUCUUAUCAUAAACUUUAUACUGUUGUGAGGCCUUUGGAUACUGUUUUCUGUGUUCGUUAGAUACUGUCUGUAAUUAUGGAAGCACUUAUACCAGUUAUCAAUAAGUUACAAGACGUUUUUAAUACUGUUGGAGCUGAUGCCAUUCAAUUACCUCAAAUAAUAGUUUUAGGAACUCAGAGUUCAGGUAAAAGUUCAGUGAUUGAAAGUCUAGUUGGGCGAUCAUUCUUGCCGCGAGGCCCAGGUAUUGUCACUCGGAGACCUCUUGUCCUACAGCUGGUAUAUAGUCCUAAAGACAGUAAAGAACAUCGCUCGGCUGAAGAAGAUCACAGCACAAAAACAACGUCCUGGAACCCAAUAGCUCAACUUUCUCAAUCAAUAUUAGCAACAGGUACAGUAAACCUAGAAGAAUGGGGCAAGUUUCUCCAUACGAAAGAGAAGAUCUAUACAAACUUCGAGGAGAUCCGGCAGGAGAUCGAGCGGGAGACAGAUCGCAUGGCUGGCAGCAAUAAGGGCAUUUGCCCGGAACCCAUAAGCUUGAAGAUAUACUCAACCAAAGUCGUCAAUUUGACGCUUGUCGAUCUGCCAGGUAUUACCAAGGUGCCAAUAGGUGAUCAGCCCGAAGACAUUGAGAACCAAAUUCGGAACCUGAUCAUCAAGUACAUUGCCAACCCCAAUUCAAUAAUCUUAGCUGUAACAGCGGCUAACACGGACAUGGCAACUAGUGAGGCUAUUAAGAUGGCCAAAGAAGUCGACCCUGACGGGCGUAGGACGCUCGCCGUCGUCACUAAACUUGAUCUCAUGGAUGCUGGAACUGAUGCGAUAGACAUCCUGUGUGGCCGUGUGAUUCCGGUAAAACUUGGCAUCAUUGGCGUAGUAAACAGAUCGCAACAAGAUAUUAUCGAUAGGAAGUCUAUUACGGAUGCACUUAAGGACGAGGCGACAUAUCUACAAAGGAAGUAUCCGACAAUCGCAACUCGGAACGGCACGCCAUACUUAGCCAAAACACUUAAUAGACUUCUCAUGCACCAUAUUAGGGAUUGCUUGCCUGAACUUAAGGUGCGCGUGAACGUGAUGAUAUCUCAAUUCCAAUCUCUGCUCAAUUCCUAUGGAGAAGAUGUCUCAGACAAGUCACAAACGCUCUUGCAAAUCAUCACGAAGUUUGCCAGCGCCUACUGUUCCACAAUCGAGGGAACCGCGCGUAACAUUGAAACCACUGAAUUAUGUGGAGGCGCCAGAAUAUGCUACAUAUUCCAUGAAACCUUUGGACGCACUCUAGACUCUAUACAUCCGCUUGUAGGACUUACCCGCAUGGAUAUCCUGACGGCCAUCCGUAACGCCACGGGGCCUCGGCCGGCGCUGUUCGUGCCGGAGGUGUCGUUUGAGCUGCUCGUCAAGCGUCAGAUUAGACGCCUCGAGGACCCCUCACUUCGUUGCGUCGAAUUGGUGCACGAGGAAAUGCAGCGGAUAGUUCAGCACUGUGGCACGGAGGUGCAGCAGGAGAUGCUGCGCUUCCCGCGGCUGCACCAGCGCAUAGUGGACGUGGUCACGCAAUUGCUGCGCACGCGCCUGCCCGCUACGAACUCAAUGGUGGAGAACCUUGUAGCGAUCGAGCUGGCAUACAUUAAUACGAAACACCCAGAUUUCCACCGAGAAGCGGCGUUGGUCUCCGGACUCCUCAAGAGUACAGAUGGUCUUGUGGAUGAGCAUAGUCCUCACUAUCGCCAGAAGACGCCUCGUUCGCAACCCUCACCGGUAUCUACAGUAUUUAAACUCUUUCUCCGCCAAAUGGGUGAAAGAGGGUCCACGCUAAUGUUCUUGGGAAAUGCACUGGAUUCUAUAUACCAGCAUGUGCCAGCUAUAACAGAUGGCCACGAGAACAAGUCGCCUCCACAGUCUGGUAACAGUGAAUCUCCAAGUACACCCCAGAUGAACGGCUCACCAGAGAAUAAAGUCCUGACCCCGCAGAAGCCGGUGAACUUGCUCCCCGAAGUGCCAAGCCAAACUUCGCGCAAGCUAUCCGAUCGCGAACAACACGAUUGUGACGUCAUUGAAACAAAAGGUAUUAUUCUAGAGCGACUGAUCAAAUCGUACUUCUACAUCGUACGCAAGUCCAUCCAAGACUCAGUCCCGAAGGCAGUGAUGCAUUUCCUGGUAAACUACGUGAAAGAUAACUUACAGUCUGAAUUGGUGACGCAUCUGUACAAGUCGGACCACGCUGAGACUCUACUAAACGAGUCUGAACACAUCGCGCAAAGGAGGAAGGAAGCUGCUGAUAUGCUGAAGGCUUUGCAACGCGCUGGCCAAAUUAUCAGCGAGAUCAGAGAGACACACAUGUGGUGAUGGUCUUCGGACGGGGACUCUAGUCUGUGAAUUAGUGAAUUCAAACCCACUCUGUACAUACUCCCUUAGUGUAGGUAAAUUAUUAGGCAUUUGACUUAUUUUGAAACGCUCUUGCAUUUGCUUUUAUAAUUAUUGUAUUUUCUGCUCUCUAAGUAUUCUUUUUUUUUUUCAUGACAAUCUGAUUGGGUCAGAUUAUUGUCUAAAUUUUAUUGUGAAAGUAAUGUACCAAAAAAUCUGAGUCAAAGCAGAAAAUUUAGAAGCAAAUGCAUUAUGGCAGUAGGUAUAUUUACACUUAUUGAAAAUGCACAGCACAGUGAUGAAAUUUGCUCCAAUAAGGCUUUUUGGAACAAUUUGUUAUUAGUAUUAUUGCAUACUACAGAAGGCAUUCGAAAGAAACUGUUUAUUUUUAAAAAUACCCCUGUGAACACGUAUAAUUUGUGCUAAUAAUGUUUGACCAACUUGCACAAUUGUGAAAGUUAUUUGUUAAUAUCAGUUACCAUUGCAUAAGUAGUGAAGUAUUUAAGCGUACGCAUGUAAGUUUUCUCAAAUGUACUCAUGGUAGGUGUAACUCAGUGAUAUUACUUGUAACUUGCGUUAUUAACGUAUUUUCUAUUAAUCGAAUGUGUCUAAUCGUCUGUCAUGAACUUUUCAAGUUUUUUGAAUCAUUACAAAAUUGUAUUAAGGUCUAGAAGUAAUAAAAUUUGUUUUCACGUUUUGUUUUAAACAGGGUUGGUUAUUUAAUAAAAUAGUUGUGAUUGUAACUGUUUAAAUGCUACAAGACAUUAGGGCUAGAUACUGCUUCUGCAUUGUUUUUAAAUUACACAUAAGCUUUUUGUUCUUGUAACCUAAGUUCCUUGUUCAUUAUUAGAUAGUAAUUCAGCACGCUGUGUUAUUUUUUCAAUUACGUUUAGUCAUGUUGUGUCAUGUCGGAACGAUCGGUGAUUUAUUUAUUUUAACAUCGGUAGUGCGUAUUCCAAUGUUACACAAUGUAUUUUUAUAGUUCGAGGUGUGAUUUGCU
This is a messenger RNA of Hyposmocoma kahamanoa, 3438 nucleotides long. RefSeq names its product dynamin-1-like protein (gene Drp1). The record is from RefSeq and is a predicted model, not a curated record. Gene Ontology annotation, cellular component: cytoplasm; mitochondrion; microtubule. Lineage: Eukaryota; Metazoa; Arthropoda; Insecta; Lepidoptera; Cosmopterigidae. Bases 156 to 2420 code for a protein of 754 amino acids. Gene Ontology annotation, molecular function: GTPase activity; GTP binding; microtubule binding. Gene Ontology annotation, biological process: mitochondrial fission. The transcript has 17 exons.